Messenger RNA from Phragmites australis (common reed), 770 nucleotides. RefSeq lists its product as uncharacterized. The record is from RefSeq and is a predicted model, not a curated record. The transcript has a single exon. The coding region runs from base 115 to 588 and encodes 157 amino acids. Lineage: Eukaryota; Viridiplantae; Streptophyta; Magnoliopsida; Poales; Poaceae.
GCUCUGCUCUGCUCUGCUCGAGUGGAGCGGAAAGAGGCAGAGGAUAAGGCGGCCUUGCCUCCCCCAGUCGCCCUGCCCUCGCGUAGAGAGCAAAGGAUAAGAGACUAGCUCGCGAUGAGGCCCGCCGUCGGAUUCCAUCUCGUGCUCCCCGCGGCGCACCGGCCGCCUCCUGCUCCUAGUACUCGCAGCAGCAUCGGAAGGUUACGAGCAGCCGCAGGAGGGGGAGGAGGAGGAGGAGGAGGAGGCGUCCUGCUGGGCCGCCCCCUGGAGGAGGUGUACAAGGUGCGCGUGGAGCGCGGCGCGGCGGCGCGGGAGAGGGUGGAGGCGCUGCGGGUGAUGGAGACGUGGUCGUCGUGGCGCACGGGCGGGCGGUGCCGGAUGCCGUGGGACUGGCAGGUGGACCAGCUGGUGUACAUCGUGUCCGGGGAGGUCAAGGUGCUCCCCGCCGGCGCGGCCAACGGCGACCACUACAUGCACUUGGUGGCGGGGGACCUGGUGCGGUACCCGCGGUGGUUCGAGGCCGACCUCCACUUCGAGGGGCCCUACGAGGAGCGCUACCGAUUCCUGGCAUACGGAGACGACAACUAGAAGAAGAAGCAGCAGCUCAACUAGCCAUCAGCAGCAAGCUAGCUAGGAAUUUAUCUCCCAUCGCCAUCCUCCUGUCUUGUUUAUUUGAGCUUCAAUAGUGUAGGAUUCGAUUCAUACUUGUUACCUAUCUUAUCUACUGCCUGCUUGAUUUAGGGAAUGAUUUUUCUUCCCCUUCUUUUCGA